Carica papaya (papaya) is the source of this 1278-nucleotide messenger RNA. RefSeq names its product MAP kinase kinase 6 (gene MKK6). Lineage: Eukaryota; Viridiplantae; Streptophyta; Magnoliopsida; Brassicales; Caricaceae. The record is from RefSeq and is a predicted model, not a curated record. Gene Ontology annotation, molecular function: ATP binding; MAP kinase kinase activity. Gene Ontology annotation, biological process: protein phosphorylation; MAPK cascade.
CACUUCCCCCUCUCUCUCUCUCUCUCUCUCUCUCUCUCUCUCUCUCUCGCAGUCCCAGGUUAUAACCCUAGACAAGAGACCAAUCGACUCAGUCAGACGCCAUGAAGACCAAAACACCAUUGAAGCAACUUAAGCUCUCUGUUCCAGCUCAAGAAACCCCAAUUUCUUCCUUCUUGACUGCAAGUGGUACAUUUCAUGACGGGGAUUUGCUUUUAAAUCAGAAAGGUUUGCGUCUCAUAUCUGAAGAGAAAGAAUCUCGUCCUUCUGACUGCAAGGAACUUGAUUUUGAGUUCUUGCUGGAAGAUCUGGAGACCGUUAAAGUCAUUGGAAAGGGAAGUGGUGGUGUGGUGCAACUUGUCCGUCAUAAAUGGGUUGGUAAAUUGUUUGCUUUGAAGGCCAUCCAGAUGACUAUACAAGAGGAAAUCCGCAAACAAAUUGUGCAGGAACUAAAAAUAAACCAAGCAUCACAAUGUCCACAUGUUGUAGUUUGCUAUCAUUCAUUCUAUCACAAUGGAGUGAUUUCUCUUGUAUUAGAGUACAUGGACCGUGGAUCUCUAGCAGAUGUUAUCAGACAAGUUAAGACAAUUCUCGAACCAUACCUUGCUGUUGUAUGCAAGCAGGUUUUACAAGGCCUUGUAUACUUGCACAACGAAAGGCAUGUUAUACAUAGAGAUAUAAAGCCAUCCAACCUGCUGGUAAAUCAUAAAGGUGAAGUGAAAAUUACUGAUUUUGGGGUGAGUGCAGUGUUAGCUAGCUCUAUGGGCCAAAGGGAUACAUUUGUCGGGACCUACAACUAUAUGUCGCCUGAGAGAAUCAGCGGGAGCACAUAUGAUUACAGCAGUGACAUUUGGAGUCUGGGAAUGGUGGUACUUGAGUGUGCUAUAGGGCGCUUUCCUUAUAUACGAUCUGAAGAUCAGCAAAGCUGCCCUAGUUUCUAUGAGCUUUUGGAAGCAAUUGUGAAUAGUCCACCCCCUUCUGCUCCUCCAGAUCAGUUCUCCCCAGAAUUCUGCUCUUUUGUAUCAGCCUGCAUACAAAAGGAUCCUCGAGAUAGAUCAUCCUCUUUGGAUCUCUUGAGUCAUCCCUUCAUCAAAAAGUUCGAAGACAAAGACAUUGACCUUGGGAUUCUUGUUGGGAGCUUGGAACCACCAGUGAACUACCCUAGAUAGAUUUUCUAUUAGUAGUAUAUAUGGGUAGAGUAUAAUGUGUCUUACAUUUGUAUCAGUCAUCAAUCUCAGUCAUAUGAUUUGCUAUACAAAUGUUAUAUUUACAUAUACGCAA